AACAGCAUCACAGAGAAGAAGAGAAGGCGGACGCGGAGGAGCCAGGAUGCUGUCCUGGAUCAAUGAUGACUUCAACAAGAAACGGCCUGAAGAACAACAAAGUAGAGAAGAGGAGGAAGUGGAAGAGGAGGAGGAGGAGGGUAAAGAAGAGUCCUCUGAUCCACCCGCAACCUGCACAACUACUGACAGCCCUUCAGUCCAGUCAGGAAAUCAAUUUGUCAGCUGGGACUCGGGAGAGGAGGUGGCAGUGGCCCUGUCCGACUCCAACAGAGAGGAGUUACCCUGGAAACGGAAGGAGGCGGAAGAGCACGAUGAGGCGGAGACAAAAGCGGUGGCGUCAUCCCCUGAUGGACGAUUCCUCAAGUUCAACAUCGAGAUUGGACGUGGAUCCUUCAAGACGGUUUACAAAGGACUGGACACGGAGACAACGGUAGAGGUGGCAUGGUGUGAACUACAGACAAACCGACUGAACAAGAUGGAGCGUCAAAGGUUCAGUGAGGAGGUGGAAAUGUUAACUCUGCAGCAUCCAAACAUUGUUCGCUUCUUUGAUUCCUGGAAGUCGACAGUGAAGGGACACAAACGUACCAUCCUGGUGACAGAGCUCAUGACAUCAGGAACCCUAAAAAUGUAUCUGAGCAGGUUCCGUGAGAUGAAGCUGAAACUGCUGCAGCGCUGGAGUUUCCAGAUCCUCAAGGGACUGCAGUUUCUGCAUUCCCGCUGUCCGCCCGUUCUGCACAGAGACCUCAAGUGUGACAAUAUCUUCAUCACAGGACCCACUGCCUCGGUCAAGAUCGGAGACCUGGGCCUCGCCACACUCAAAAAGGCCUCGUUUGUCAAGAGUGUCAUCGGGACCCCUGAGUUUAUGGCUCCAGAGAUGUAUGAUGAGAAGUAUGAUGAGGCCGUGGAUGUUUACGCCUUCGGUAUGUGCAUCCUGGAGAUGACGACCUCUGAGUAUCCAUACUCUGAGUGCCAGAAUGCCGCACAAAUCUAUCGCAAGGUCACCAGUGGAAUCAAACCAGACAGUUUUUUCAAAGUCCAAGUCUCCGAGCUGAAGGAGAUCAUCGAAGGCUGCAUCCGAACCAAAAGCAGUGAGAGGUUCACUGUCCAGGACCUGCUGGAUCACAGGUUCUUCCAGGAACAGCUGGGUGUUCACGUAGAGCUGGCUGAGGAGGAAGACAGCUCAAAGGCGGCGCUGAAGCUCUGGCUCCGUAUGGAUGAUAACAAGAAGCUUCAUGGCAAAUACAAAGACAACAAUGCCAUCGAGUUCCUGUUUGAGCUGUACAAGGACGUUCCUGAGGAAGUGGCCCAGGAAAUGGUGGUACUGGGUUUUGUGUGUAAGGCUGACUAUAAUGUGGUUGCCAAGGCGAUCAGACACCGAGUGACUGCCAUUAAGCGUCAACGUGAGAAACAGCGCCGCUUGCUGGAAGGAGCCCAGAACAACCAGAAGGACGCAGUGGAGGAUUCGAUCUCCACCCACCUACUGCCUGAAUUGCUGAAUCAGAAACUGAGACCUCCUGGUGGACAAGUGGCCAACCAGGACUUUAAAGGUAGUAUUUCAUCUCCUACCCUCACCUCAUCACAAAACCCACCCACUGUUACAACAACAUCAUUGAGCAGCAGCCUAAAGGAUUCUGGGGUCAGCACCAUCUCCAGCAGGACAGAGGAAGACAAGACAAUAAAACACACCUCCAACUCCUCGGACAAUGAGAUUGACAACUCCUGCAGUUCAAAAAGUGUUUUGGAGAACGUUGAAACCAAGCUGCCACUAGUUACAAACUCCGUCCAGCAGUCCUCUGGCCCCACUCCUGCUCCAGCGGCACAAGAAACCCCUCGCCUCCCUGUGCCUUGCAUGUCCAAAGCCCCGCCCCUUCCUGUACUAAAGUUUCCUAAGAGCAUCGCAGUGUCCUACAGUACUGACCAGGUGCCACUUGGGUCAGUCUGCGGUUUCUCCUCGCCUGUCGAUAGCCACUCUGAUGUGACCUCAGGGUUGAGUGAUGGCAACGAUGGCCAAUCAGAAAAAGGCAACCCAGCUAAACCAGCAAGUACAAAGCAGUUUAGGAGGAGAGUGAAGGCUCGUCUGAGAAUCAUAGGGGUCUCAGACCAGGUGGAUCGAGUGGUUGAGUGUCAGCUGCAGACUCACAACAACAAGAUGGUGACGUUUAAGUUUGACCUGGAUGGAGACAAUCCAGAGGACAUCGCCUCGGUGAUGCUGCACAGAGACUUCAUCCUGCUGUCAGAGCGGGAAGCCUUCAUUCUCCGCAUGUACGAUGUCAUCAAGAGAGUGGAGGCACUCAUGCGUCAGCAGCUGACUACUCCCCAGUUUCCUUCGUCCACCGCCAGUCUUUCCUCCCAGGGCCUCUACAGAACCCUGUCCUCAUCGUCUCUACCAGACAUUGCAGAUGCAGACGUUUCCCCCUUGAAGGAGGUGGACUUCUAUGUAGACCCUGAGGCUGUUCCCCCAGUCAGACCGCUGAGGUCACAAUCCUUUAAUCCUUCAUCAGCUUAUACCCAUCAGCCCCAUCUCUACCCUCCCCCAUACCCCCAGCCAGAUGUUCCUCCUCCGCUCCCCUACCUCUUUCCUCCAAAUCAGCAUCCUCUAACUGCCUCACAGUUCCAGUUUCACCCCUCUCUCUUUCCUAGAGAGACCUCCCCUUCACGUCACCACCAGGUCCCCAGUAACCCUUUCCUUGUCACCACAGCCUCCUCCUCAACAUCAGCUCCUCACCCUUCCCCAACAAUCUGGCCGCCCUCUGACCCGUCUUUGCUCUCCCUGGCAAAUGUGCUGUCUCUGGCAAUGAGUGUGGCCCAGUCCUUCCACAUGGGGACCAGCCAGGGUUUUCUCCCACAGCCCCUGCCUUCUUCCUUUCCUUCUACUCAAAACCCUGUUUCCUCCAACGUGCCUCAGUCACUGGGUCCAACAUUCCCUAUAACAAACCACAAUUUCUCUGCUGCCUUCUCUGUCCAACCACCCUACAAACCCCCCAACCUUUCGAUGGGUCCAGGUGCAGAAAUCCAGCAGGCGGCACCAACCAGUUGGACAGAAACACCUCAGCGUCACAGUCCAAUGGUGGUGAAGUUAGGACAAGCUCCGCCCCCUAGUGGUCCUGAGACUCUCCUUGCUACCAACUGGGUCCCAAAUCCAGCCAGUGCUCCCAGUUCAACCAGCAAUCCCCUUUUAAAUAGUCCCCCCAGUCUCAAUGGGAUUUCAAGUGUCACCAGUUUUCCCAUUAUGACCAGUGCUCCCAGGCCCAGAAAACUGUGUGACUCCUCAGCUCCUCCCUCACCUCCUGCACUGCCUCCUCACAACAAAGUGUCCACCGCCAUCUCCCUGUCACCCAGGUUGUCUCCCAUUCAGGAGGUGAAAAAACCUUUGGUCUUCAAGGUUGGUCGUUUCCAGGUGACAUCGUCUAAAGACGUUUCCCAUCAGGAGUUGCGUCCUCUCAGCCACACCACUCCCACUGCCCUCUCUCCACCCCCUUUCAACAAGAAACAAACAGAAAGCUCAAACAGCGGCGUGGAGGAGAGUGAUUCAGAGAGCAGCAAUAGAAUGUCCACCCAUGGGGGUAACCCUGACAACACGGGGGGACUCGAGAAGAGGAAGAGGGGGAAAAACCAGAAAGAGAAAGGGUGUGAGAGUCAGACGGAUGAUUCGUCUGGAAGCCCCAUGAUGAGCAGCAGCUUCAACCAAUCGCUGAGCCACUGUGCACCUUUCGUCAGCUCUGAUGAAUCAGAGAGUGAGAAUGAGGAGAUGUGGGAGGAGCUACAGAAGCUUCGUCAAAGACACCUGACGGAGGUGCAGAGACUGCAGGCCAGUCAGAAGCAGGAGAUUGAGGAGCUGUAUGUAAAGAAAGGUAAAAUUCCACCGCCAGGUAUUGUCUCUGCAGCCGUCAUGUUGAACCACCGCCAGCGCCGCCUCUCCAAGAGUAGCCUGAACUACCCUGCUCCUCGCAAGAACAACCUGCAGAAACUAGAUGUGCUGCCGCCUGCAGGAAUCAUGAGGAAAAGCUCUGUCAGCAGCAGUAGCAAUGGAUCUCAAGAGAGAGCAGGAAAAGGAGUGACCUUUGUGCCAGGACACAGCUGCAUGUGAAAGAGAAGCUGCUGAGCAAAGACCCAGAUGGAAACUGAAGAGGAGACAUUGUCAAGCUAUUCUUAAACCUGCAGCAGCUUUUAUUGUUAUGGUUCGCUCGUCCGGCCUGCUAGGGGGAACUUUGAGUUUUAGUCCUGUGUCUUUGAUGUCACUAUCUAAUUGUUUCCUGCCUUAUAAUCAGUUCCAUUAUUUCCACCUGUGUAUUUAGUACUUAAGUUCCUAGUUUGAAUCCAUUUUGUCUGUUUGUUAGUGAUGUUACAUGGAUGUUACCUCUGUUCGGUCGUGCGAUCUUGUGCCUGGCCUGUCUCCAGUCAAGGUUUGUCUAGUCCAUGUGUUGUUUCUAGUUUUGAAUUAUUAAGCAGCUGCUGCAUGGCAGUGAUUUUUAGUUUAGUUAUUUGUGUUUAUUACUGCCCUUUUUUCAAGUUAUUUUAUCCUGCUUGUGUUUAUUUAGUUAUUAUUAAACUAUUUGUAUCUGA
This is a messenger RNA of Betta splendens (Siamese fighting fish), 4563 nucleotides long. RefSeq names its product serine/threonine-protein kinase WNK4-like. Gene Ontology annotation, cellular component: cytosol; cytoplasm. Gene Ontology annotation, molecular function: ATP binding; protein serine/threonine kinase activity; chloride channel inhibitor activity. Gene Ontology annotation, biological process: negative regulation of sodium ion transport; protein phosphorylation; positive regulation of potassium ion import across plasma membrane. The record is from RefSeq and is a predicted model, not a curated record. NCBI's taxonomy places the organism in Eukaryota, Metazoa, Chordata, Actinopteri, Anabantiformes, Osphronemidae.